This is a messenger RNA of Cavenderia fasciculata, 2424 nucleotides long. RefSeq lists its product as uncharacterized. The transcript is spliced from 5 exons. Lineage: Eukaryota; Evosea; Eumycetozoa; Acytosteliales; Cavenderiaceae. The record is from RefSeq and is a predicted model, not a curated record. The coding region runs from base 1 to 2424 and encodes 807 amino acids.
AUGAAGUGCGAAGUGACAACUUCCACACAUAAUAAUCUGUUGUGUUUGAAUACAGAUUCACCUCUUUAUUGCUGUGGAUGCAAUAUAUUUAUUUGCAAGAAUCAUUUUGAUUCCGAGUGCCUUAGUAUUGGUCACCAAUGCCUUGACUACAAAGAAAUAGGUCCGAUACAACAGUUCUUAUUACCAGCACACCAACAACUACUCGAAAGUGAUGAUUCAACUCGUCGUGAGGUGAAUGCACUUGAGAAACAGAAGUCUGUAAGUGUUUCACCUGGUGGAGGUAAAGAGGUGUCCUGCACUGAGAAGGGACGUACAAGAAUGGUCAAGAUUGGAGUCAUCGGGCCAUCAGGCGCUGGCAAAAGCAAUUUCAUCCACACAGUAUACAAGAUCCUACGGGAUGAUGGAUGGACAACCUCCGACAGACCACCCAUUGUCAAGAGAUCUCACACAUCAUCACUAUCAACCACAAGCGAUAUCAUAUGUUACGAGUUGGAACUAAGUCACAUGAAUGGAGAUCAUAGAUAUAUUUCUAUUUUCGAUACAGAAGGAACUGAUGGUACCGAUUCGAAUCUACUAUUCAGUACAAUGACACAAGCCGAUCCCAAUAACCCAGAUUGGGCCAAGUCCAUCAAAGAUAGGAAGGUUUUUGUCGAUCAGUGGUUCUCAAAACUUAUUUACCUCGGCAGUAGCGUUGUUGUUGUUGAUUACCUCGAAAAAGCAAGUGAUAACAUUAAAAAGGUUGCCUCAUUUUUCAUGACCUGCCAGUCCUUUUCCUUACCAAAUGUUAAAAUGGAUCCCAAAAGCUAUAUCGACACUAUGAAGGAGGUAACAAAAUGUUUAAUCAGCAAACAACUGGUCGACAUGGACUUGUAUAUUGAACACAAGUUAGCCGAGUUCGUUGGUAUGAUCAAUCAAGACCCACAACGCACCAUCCUUGACCACUUUUCUAUAAUGAAAACAAAACCAACGGCCAUCUUUCAAUACUUUGAAUACUUGGUUCGUUGUCUUGAAAAGGAACAGUCUCUUAGGUUGAAUUUGCACCAGUCAACAGAAAAGCCACAGUGGGUUGAAGUGUACGAACAUGCCCUCGACCAUAUCAAAGAUUGUUUGGACUUUGAGGACCCAAAAAUAAGACAAGAUUUGGUUUGGACUGAUUUCCUUAUUUUCCAAAAGAUUACUUGUUGUGCAAAGAAUCCAGACGACGGUUAUUCCUGCGAACUGUCUCUCCCCCAACAUGGUCGUAGUCACAUUAACUUCAAAACAAGUUGGGAAGGAAAUUUUGAAUUUCCAUAUGGAUUGUUCUACCUCUUAUUCCCAAAAGCCCACUCGUCUGUCCCCCUUGAAACCUUUGUUUCAACCUCGAAGAAGGACUUUGUCGACUACCCAAUUUGUACUCUGGUGUGCGCAUCUUGCAUUUGGAGAAGGCCAAUCGACAUGAGAGCGUGCGGACAUUCUUUUUGCGAUGAUUGUUUCAAGCGCUCAAAAGACUCGGAAUGUUUAAUGUGUAGCUCUUCCAACGAUUGGAUCUAUCAUUCAGUGUCUCCGUUUUACUACAGCAAAAGCAAGGGACUAGUCCCAAAGAAGGAUUUCAAAUUUGUAGAGUCAAUAGAGAUGAGUCUAAGAAAGGAAUGUAAAAAACCGAUCAAAGCCUACCAUUUCUUUGACUACUUUGAGCUCGAAUUUCGAGAAUAUCCUCUCCAUACAAUCUUAUCAAUAGCAUUGGCUUUUGGUCAAACAGAUGGAGUCAUUUCCUAUGUAAAAAAUAAAGUGCCGUGGGAUAUGGGCCACAAAGAUGUGGUCGAUUCACUCAUUAAGAUCAUACCCGACCAACCUUUGUGUAACGCCAAAAAGCCUUUGUUGUUCCUACAAGCUGAUGGUCAUGGUCACAGGCUCUACUUGGAUGGUUUUAAAAACAUUUCUGUUCUUUCAAACAGUCGAGAUGUUGUUCGAGAAUUAUUUACCCAAGAUUUGUUUGACAGAAUUAAAACCAAGAGCGAGGUGAAAACCUUGCUCAGUGGUCAGAUACAACAUCACCAUCCAAUGUCCCUCAUGUUUUACUUUAACAUUGAAGAAAUAUACUUGGAUCAUAUUAAUACUAGCAUAGAGAAUACUCCUAUUAAGGUUUCUUUUGCAAGGUCAAUUCAAUCGGUCGUCAAAAAAUGGUUCAAAAAGAAAAGCAAACAAAAUCAUCGUAAAUUCAAUCACUUAAUCAGUGAUGAUAAUAUUAUUAGCAGUAAUAAUAAUGAUAAUAAUAAUAAUAAUAAUAAUAAUAAUAAUAAUGAUAAUAAUAAUAAUAAUAAUAAUAAUAAUAAUAAUAAUAAUAAUAAUAAUAAUAAUAAUAGCAUUAUUAAUAAUGAUGAAAAUAAUAAUAAUUUGAAAUAUCCCAUUAUUACGAUUAGGAAUCGUAUGAUUACGAAUCCUUAA